AACGGUGGCAUCAAAACCCGGGAAUAGAAACCCCUGUCUUCUCUACAGCCAAUGGCGAUCCGCCACGUCUACGACUCGCACCUUGCAUUUCUGCUUCCUCGGGAAGCUGGAGCAGUUAUUUGUACUAUUGUUUAAUUUUGUUUUCUUUGUCUUCUACUUUGUUUAUCGCUUCCCAAUCUUCUGCUUCUUCUUCUCGAUCCUUUCGACGAAGCGAUUCUGGUUUGCUCGAACGAUCGGGUCUAGUGGGAAAGGUUCGUCAUAAAGGUUUGAUUACAGUUCCAGGUCACCAAUCUUUUCUUGAAGACAUUCCAAUGGAUGACUUCGAUACCUACAGUCAAUCUUCAAAAUGGUCCGAUGGAAAUGCCUCUUCAAGGGCACAAUGGAAUGGUUCAGGAAUAUCUCCGACAAAUGGCUUGCUUGCUAAUUCAGUGGAAGAAUACAAAGAGAUGAACGUCCAAGGGCAUGAUGGGACACCUAGCAUAUUUGCAGAUGGAAGUAUGAAGUAUGAGAUCCUCGAUAAUCUAUAUCCAACUGGAAGGUUACCAGAUCAGGAAUUACACCAUCAAUUCUCAAACUCAGUCUUAAUGAACAAUGGCGCACAAGUUGGAAGUUUCUCAGAACCAGGGAUCACUGUUAAUACUACAGCAACUACAUCAUUUCAAUCGUCAUUGCCUCUUAGUACAUUGGUCAUAUCUAGUUCCAUAGAGAGCAACAAUAGUGAAUUGUCUCUAUUUCCAGAUUCUCUUGGAGAAGCUCAUUCAAUUACUUCAGUACCAACAAUAUGGCCUUCGAUGUACUCAAGUGUCUCUUCGAUCUUCGAACAGGAAAACAUGCCAGCUUUUAGCUAUCAAGGGAAUGAAAACAAUGAUGAUAUGUUGAGAAAAAUGAGCUUCGAUAAUAGGAGUUCUUUUCUUGGCAGAUUGCCUGAUGCAUCCUUGCCGGUUAAAGAUCGAAAUGACCUACAUGAUCUUUCUUUCUCAGUUGGGCAACAGGUAAAUUUGGUUGCCGGUGCCUUUCAGCCACAAAAGGAGCAAAAUGGACUGCAUUCUUCUUUUCCUCCUGAGCCAUAUAUGAUGGCAUUAAAAAAGACAGCACAAAUAUCUAACACGCUGCAGACACUGCCAUCUGAAGGACACACUACCAGCCAGAUAAACAGUUCUACUCAAUCUCAAGUUAUUCCAGCAAAUGGCAUUGGUUGCAAUGGUGCUGCAAAGCCACGUGUUAGAGCUCGACGUGGCCAAGCGACUGAUCCUCAUAGUAUUGCAGAACGACUCCGGAGAGAAAAGAUUGCAGAAAGGAUGAAAAAUCUACAAGAGCUUGUUCCCAAUUCAAAUAAGAGUGACAAGGCAUCAAUGUUGGAUGAUAUCAUUGACUAUGUCAAAUUCUUGCAACUCCAAGUCAAGGUUCUAAGCAUGAGCCGGUUGGGUGCAACAGGAGCAGUUGUUCCCCUUCUGACUGAUACUCAAACUCAGGGCUCCAGCAGUCUUCUCCUAUCAUCCUCUGAAGGGCAAGGUGGUGCAGACAUCUCAGGAUUAGACGACAGCAUAGCCUUCGAGCAGGAAGUUGUGAAGCUCAUGGAAACUAAUGUCACCAGUGCGAUGCAGCUCCUUCAGAACAAAGGACUCUGCCUCCUGCCAGUAGGUCUAGCCACUGCAAUCUCAACCAACAAGGGCACCUCCACUGCCGUAUCACCUGACACUCGAAAACUGAUGAUAAGGCACAGUUCCACAGUCAGUGGGUGUGAUGGAACCUUGGUUAAAGAAGAAGCUCACCAAUUGGAUGAUAAAGCAAGAUUGUCAGAUUGCAAGCCUAAUUAACUGGCUGAUAUGCCAUGCUAUUUCCCCCCCUUCUUUUUUAUCAGAUUAAUUUUAGUAGAGAUUCAGUCUUCUAAUAUGUUAGCUUUUUGUUUGAAUAUGUAUACUACAAGAAAAGAUGUAGUACCUAAGCUGAAGAUGUAGUACCUAAGCUUGUCAGUUUUGUAUGUAUUUUUGGUUUGAAGUAUGCAAUUAAGAUUUUGGAUUUGAGAAA
Molecule: messenger RNA, 2028 nt
Organism: Zingiber officinale
Lineage: Eukaryota; Viridiplantae; Streptophyta; Magnoliopsida; Zingiberales; Zingiberaceae
Product: transcription factor bHLH110-like
Exons: 9
Coding region: 312-1817 (501 amino acids)
Biological process (GO): regulation of transcription by RNA polymerase II
Cellular component (GO): nucleus
Molecular function (GO): RNA polymerase II cis-regulatory region sequence-specific DNA binding; protein dimerization activity; DNA-binding transcription factor activity, RNA polymerase II-specific
Source: RefSeq, a predicted model, not a curated record